AUGGAUUCGUUGAAAGAUGUAAAGCUGAGUCUGGAUGACUCGACUGGUGUUGCCAUCAUCCGUCUUGAUCGUCCAGCCAAACGGAACGCCUUCUCGCAGAACACGAUUCACGAGCUGGUCUCGGCUUUGAGUCACCUUGAUGCUUUGGACUCUGUACGAGCUGUCAUUUUAGCAGGCAACCCGGACGGACCAUUCUGCGCGGGCAUGGACAUCAAUGAGCUAUCACAACUCGACACCUUGGCUGCUCACGAACGUUCGUUUCUCAAAGAUCUGACGGAUGCGUUUGCACAAUUCACAAAGCCCAUCAUAGCCGCGGUCAUCGGACUUGCUGCAGACAUCAUCUAUGCUGCAGACGAUGCACUAUUUGGUCUCCCCGAAGUCAAAAUUGGCACCAUCCCUGGCGCUGGGGGUACACAAAGAUUGGCCAGAGCGUUGGGCAAGCACAAGGCUAUGGAAUUGAUCUUGACUGGCGAUUCCAUCUCAGCUUCGGAGCUCGCCCAGUACGGACUUGUCAACAAAGUCUUUCCCCGUCAGGAAGUGGAGAGUGAAAGUAUUAAACUCGCUCGGAGACUUGCGACCAAAUCAGCCCCCGUGCUCAAGUUCGGCAAGAAAGCUGUUCUCACCGGUAAGCAUUCACUGUGA
This is a messenger RNA of Podospora anserina S mat+, 642 nucleotides long. RefSeq lists its product as uncharacterized. Gene Ontology annotation, molecular function: enoyl-CoA hydratase activity. Gene Ontology annotation, cellular component: mitochondrion. Gene Ontology annotation, biological process: fatty acid beta-oxidation. NCBI's taxonomy places the organism in Eukaryota, Fungi, Ascomycota, Sordariomycetes, Sordariales, Podosporaceae. The transcript has 4 exons. The record is from RefSeq and is a predicted model, not a curated record. The coding region runs from base 1 to 642 and encodes 213 amino acids.